AUGUCAAGUGCUAGCGUCGAAAAGCGUGGCUCUGCCUCUACUGUACGGGCUUGCGAUCUGUGCCGCAAACGGAAACGAAGAUGCGUAUGGAAUUCAGGUCCCCAAGGCUGCUCGCCAUGUACCAAUUUGAAAGAGACGUGUACGACCACGUACACGCGAAAGCAGAGGUCCAAACCACAACGAGGUAAUCGCAUAGUUGAGUAUGAGAGUCGGAUCAAGAGACUAGAAUCGCUACUACACGAGCGGAACGUUGCACAACCACACGUGCGUCAACAACCGGUUAUGCAUGUUACAGAACCAUCAGUUCCGCUCUCAAUAUGGGUCGAAUCUUUGCGCCAUGAGGUAGAGAUCGGGCCUCAGCCUCAGCUUCCAGAUUUCAAUCCCUUCGACUUAGAAGGCAUCUUACAAGGCAACGACGGCGGGUUUGCUGAGGACCUGGGUGCACUGUCCACGGGUGAAACCAGUCGCGGUUCUUCAACGUUAGAACCUUCACUUCAGAUCCCUUUGAAUGGCAUCCAGCCAUCAGUUGACUUUCAGGAGGAUGUCGCUUUCUUGCAAGGCACGCAUUUCGGGCCGAGAUCAACCAAUGAUGUCAGCUUACUGCCGCCGCCAAGAACAAUUCCUGAUAGUGACUGGUAUCUGCCACCCCCGGAGCUCGGAACGUCACUGCUUGCAGAGUUCCUGACUGACCUGAAUACCGCUUAUCCGCUUUAUCAACCACAUGUCAUCGCCGACCACCUUCGAACAUGUUACGCGGGGCUGUCUGAUGGAUCUGCCGUUGCUUGGACGAGUGCGUACAUCGUUUUCGGUAUGGCACAUCAUCUCCGAGGAAUGAGCGUGACUGGAACCGGCUAUGAUAUGGAGAUGGGUCAAUAUUACCUCGCCCGUGCCUAUUCCACACUUAAUACUCUUCUCGCAGCACCGCCAUCCCUAGGACAAGUACAAUGCCUUAUUGGAUUAGCAUUACUUAUUGUGGCCAGUCCUUGCAAUUAUAAAAGGUCGGCUGGACACUUCGUCUCCACCGCACUCCGUCUUAUUCGAAGUCUAGUGUACGAAGACGAGAAAAACUGCACUACGGUAGAGGCGAUGGCCAACAGCGCACAACAGCGUCGCGUUUUCUGGAUUUGCUUCGUUAAUGACAUCACUCUAGCUGUCUUGAACAACACUGAGCCUACACAUCAGCUUCAGGAUGUAGCCGACUGCUCUGAUUUCGUAGCAGAUGAACUAGGUGCGCUCACCGCAGCUGAGGGCACCUGGCGAGUGCACAUAUUCUGGUUGUUCACCAGGAUAGCCUUACUCCAAACUGAGGCCAUCGAUCAAAUUAUCUCCCGCAAAACAAGUAACACGACCGUUCUAGACUUGAGUGCUGCUACAUCCAUUGUGCUCGCGCGAUUGCAGGCCUUCCAUGAGCAACAUCACAUCUUUCACCUUUCCCCUGGUCAGUUACAGCAAUUGUUGUACCGGGCAGAUAUUUGUCACUGUGUAGCACUUGAGGCUUACUACUUUGCGACUAUAUACCGGCUGCAUGCGUUCUCAGCAAUGGACAUGAGCUCGAAAAUCAACCCGUUCGAUUUGGAUGGUUUGGAUAGGAUGUCGAAAAUGAAGCAACAUAAGGCAUAUCAGGAGGCGCGGAGGCUCUUGAAUCUGCUACCAAUAGCUCCUCGAGGCAAUGUGGCCUUGUACUGGAUGAUAAAUCCCAUUCUUAUCGCAGCACUUGUCACCAUCAUUGCACACCACAUCCAGAACCCAGCAGCGGGGGCUCCUUCAUCUAUCGAAAUGCGUAUCUAUCAGCAGUUGGUCGCCGAUCUCGAUCUUAUGGUCGAUGCGGGUGACAAUCCGGACUUGGAAGAAAAGAGAACCUUCUGCAAGCACUUAUUAUCAGCUUAUGAGGCACGAUUUUGUGCUCAGGAGAUGGGCGAGAUUCCACGUAGCAUCGCAGUGACGAGCUAA
Alternaria atra is the source of this 1950-nucleotide messenger RNA. RefSeq lists its product as uncharacterized. Gene Ontology annotation, molecular function: DNA binding; DNA-binding transcription factor activity, RNA polymerase II-specific; zinc ion binding. The transcript is spliced from 4 exons. The record is from RefSeq and is a predicted model, not a curated record. Lineage: Eukaryota; Fungi; Ascomycota; Dothideomycetes; Pleosporales; Pleosporaceae. Gene Ontology annotation, biological process: regulation of DNA-templated transcription; DNA-templated transcription. The coding region runs from base 1 to 1950 and encodes 649 amino acids.